Caenorhabditis sp. 36 PRJEB53466 is the source of this 329-nucleotide messenger RNA. The record is from the annotation of a GenBank genome assembly. NCBI's taxonomy places the organism in Eukaryota, Metazoa, Nematoda, Chromadorea, Rhabditida, Rhabditidae.
AUGGGUACGUUCACCGUCACGUAUUUUCUGAAGAACGCUUUCUGGGACAAGAGAGGACUGUGGACCGCCACUCUGGCCGUCGCCUACUUUGCCCGUUGCUGGGAAAAUGCCGGAUAUCACAAGGCCGAGAUGAUGAAGGUGAGAUUUUCGGUUGUGACCGCAAAAAAAAUGCAUUUCAUAAUGUAUUUGACGAAUAAAUGUGAAACUCUUCAGUUUUAUCGAAAAGUUCCUAAAUAAAUCUCAAAACUGUUAUUUUUCAGGGCCACUCGCGCAUGUACGCCGACAGAGCCAAGGCACUGCCACCACAAGCCGAUUUGUGGAAGUAUUGA